This is a messenger RNA of Dentiscutata erythropus, 125 nucleotides long. The record is from the annotation of a GenBank genome assembly. Lineage: Eukaryota; Fungi; Glomeromycota; Glomeromycetes; Diversisporales; Gigasporaceae.
AGGGGUCUGGUUCUUUGGCUUCAGAAUUUAGAAAAGAAGUUGAUUUGAAAAUACCAGACUUCUGGGUUCUUUUAGAAGUAAACAAUACUAUUCAAGUGAUACUUUAUAAAGAAAAUUCUGGCUAA